Molecule: messenger RNA, 585 nt
Organism: Anopheles coluzzii
Lineage: Eukaryota; Metazoa; Arthropoda; Insecta; Diptera; Culicidae
Exons: 1
Coding region: 1-585 (194 amino acids)
Source: RefSeq, a predicted model, not a curated record
AUGAAUCCCGAAGCAGCGUUCCCUACCGCGCCGAGCGCGGUUCCCUGCACUUCCCAUGCAGGUGUCAAGACGGAGACGAAGGAAAGGCACGUGAUAUCAAAAAUCACUAUCCCCGAUUUCGACGCGGACGAUGUCGAUACCUGGUUCCUCUGUCUGGAAGCAGCAUUUAGCGUAAACGACGUAAAAUCGGACAGGCAAAAGUUCAACACCAUCAUCGUGGCGCUUGGUAACCGUGCCAAAUAUGUUUAUGAAGCCAUCGCUAAGUGCAACAAAAGCGAGAUCAUCGAUCGUUACCAGACGCUGAAAAACACCGUACUGGCGUAUUUCCAGCCAUCGGAAAACCAACGCUUAACCAGCCUCCUAUCUGGCAUUUCCUUGGGCGACCGGAAGCCUAGCAUGCUGCUGUCCGAGAUGCGAAGGUUAGGCGGAGAAGAAUGUCCAGAAAGUGUGUUGCUCAACUUAUGGCUCCGCGCACUGCCAAGCACCGUGCGAUCUAUCAUCACUGCCAUACCCAACGCAAAGCUCGACGAUCAGGCGAACGUGGCCGACAAAAUCAUGGAGAUCCACGUACCGACAUUGCUGUAG